This is a messenger RNA of Lentinula edodes (shiitake mushroom), 1215 nucleotides long. RefSeq lists its product as uncharacterized. Gene Ontology annotation, cellular component: membrane. Bases 1 to 1215 code for a protein of 404 amino acids. NCBI's taxonomy places the organism in Eukaryota, Fungi, Basidiomycota, Agaricomycetes, Agaricales, Omphalotaceae. The transcript is spliced from 3 exons. The record is from RefSeq and is a predicted model, not a curated record.
AUGUCCCUCCUCUCCGAUUCAGCUCUCGCCUACCCAUUCUCACUCUGUCUGUUCUCCACCGCAGUGACGUACAUCGCGUCGGUGUUGACCUCCAACGUCUCCCAAGUCGACCGUCUCUGGACCUUCCUCCCCACCAUCUACACCGCAUACUUCGCUCUAGCUCCUCUAUGGCCGAAAGAACCGACGUAUGUUGCUGGAAUUCAGAUUCCCUUCAUCCCUUUCCUCCCAGCGCAGCUCCAAGCCCAAUACCCCCUCGAUGAUCUCACUGCCUCCAUCACAUUCUCACCCCGCGCUCUUCUCAUUCUCACCCUGAUAAACCUAUGGAUGCUUCGUCUCUCCUACAACACCUUCCGCCGGGGUUUGUUCUCGCUCACAGACGAAGACUACCGCUGGUCCGUCCUGCGACGGCAGUUCAACGAACGGUUCGGGGGAGGAGGAGGCGGGAAAGUGGUUUUUCAGAUCGUGAAUUUCACGUUUAUAGCGGCGACGCAGAAUGUGCUGCUUAUGGCGUUGGGGUGGCCGGCGUAUCUCGCUGUGACCCAGACCAGCACGGGUGGUAGUGGUGGUACUCUGGUUAUCACGGAUUACAUCCUCGCGCUAUGGGCACUCGGCGUACUCGUCGUCGAGUUUACAGCAGAUAAUCAACAAUUCGUGUAUCAGACGUACAAACACACAUUCCUCGCAUCCACCUCCACCUCCACCUCCACUCCCACCUCUACACCCACCCCCGCAGACCACACCCACGCCCUCCGCGUUGCAUCCACCGUAGCCUGGCCUUGUGCUUCCCCUGAAACCGAUCUAAACCUCACCCCCGCCGACGCCCACCGCGGAUUCCUCACGUCCGGUCUCUGGAGAUACUCCCGCCACCCCAACUUUGCCUGCGAACAGGCGUUUUGGUGGUUGAUCUGUGGGAUACCGGCGUUUGCUGGACUAUCCGAGGUUGGGAUGGGAUCCCUCCCCCCCUUCCUCCCCGCCCUCAUCCCCUUCCUCCCCGCCCUCGCCCUCUCCCUCCUCUUCCUCUCCUCCACCGCCUACACCGAAGCCAUCUCCGCAUCCAAAUACCCCCUCCCCUACUCCGCAUACCAAUCCCGCGUCCCCAUGUUCGGUCCAAUUCCGCUUCUUGGGCUACUUGCGGCUACUGGGGAGAGGGAGAGGAGGAAGGUGGAGGCGUUGGUUUGGGGUGGUGGGGAUAUGGAAGAGAAAAGGAAGGGGUGA